Messenger RNA from Cherax quadricarinatus, 1282 nucleotides. RefSeq lists its product as uncharacterized. NCBI's taxonomy places the organism in Eukaryota, Metazoa, Arthropoda, Malacostraca, Decapoda, Parastacidae. The record is from RefSeq and is a predicted model, not a curated record.
AUACCCCCCGGUUCCCCAAUCAUCGCGUGUGUGCCUCUCGAGCAGCCGAAGACGCCACUUGAGGGGCUCCGGAGACAGCCAGCGCCGUAAUGUGGAAAGAGCUGGUGACGGUGCUGGCGGCUGUCGGGGCGACUACCGCCUCGGUACUGAAAGACGUAGAUACUCGCCCUACCCGACAGAGCCCGAUAUAUUUGCUCCCUCAGCCUGCAGGAGGGAUCGGAAACCCAGGUUUUGGCUUUGGAGGUGGCGGACUUGAGCGAGGAGGAUUUAGAAGCCUCGGCGAUAGAGGUGGUGGAUCGGGAGGUGAUCGCGGAGAUUCCUCUGACAGCGAAGAGUCUUCGGAAGAUGGUGAUGGUUCAGAUAUUUCCUAUCCGCCUUUGAUGCCUUACCAAUUCGCCUUCGAGAUUAAAGAUGACGCGACCACUAACUACCAGAACCGCGUUGAAUAUGUGGAGGACGGCGUCCUGCAGGGUAGCUACAGUCUCCUGUCUGCCGAUGGAGUCGUCCGCACCGCUGUCUACUCUGAUGACGGCAAGACAGGUUUUAAGGUAACCGUCCACGAGAUCCCGACAGACAUCGUUGUAAUUGGAUCUGGAGUGGCAGGAGACCCGGGUGCUCCAAGAGGCUCUUCGAGAAAAGGAGUUUCCAGGGGCCAGAGUGGAGCACUCGCUGGAGGACUAGAAAAAGGUUCCUCCCGAAGCUCCUCUCAAGCUUUUGGAUUUGGUGGAGCCUCAUCAGCUGGAUUUGGAGGAGCCUCUUCAGUUGGAGCAGCUGGAUUUGGUGGAGCCUCUUCAACUGGAUUUGGAGGAGCCUCUUCAGCUGGAACAGCCGGAGUUGUUGGAGCCUCUUCAGCUGGAACAGCUGGAGCAGCUGGAUUUGGUGGAGCCUCUUCAAUUGGAGCAGCUGCAUUUGAUGGAGCCUCUUCAACCGGAACAGCAGGAGCAGUUGGAAUUGGUGGAGCCUCUUCAGCUGGAUCAGCUGGAUUUGGAGAAGCUUCCACAGCUGGAGCAGCCGGAGUUGGCGGAGCCUCUUCAACUGAACAGCUGGAUUUGGUGGAGCCUCUUCAGUUGGAACAGCUGGAUUUGGUGGAACCUCUUCACCUGGAGCAACUGCAUUUGGUGGAGCCUCUUCAGUAAGAACACUGGAUUUGGUGGAGCCUCUUCAGUUGGAACAGCUGGAUUUGGUGGAGCCUCUUCAGCUGGAGCAACUGGAUUUGGUGGAGCCUCUUCAGCUGGAACAGCUGGAUUUGGUGGAGCCUCUUCAGCUGGAACAGCUGGAUUUG